Odobenus rosmarus divergens (Pacific walrus) is the source of this 1629-nucleotide messenger RNA. RefSeq names its product proteasome (prosome, macropain) 26S subunit, non-ATPase, 7 (gene PSMD7). Gene Ontology annotation, molecular function: metallopeptidase activity; protein binding. NCBI's taxonomy places the organism in Eukaryota, Metazoa, Chordata, Mammalia, Carnivora, Odobenidae. The record is from RefSeq and is a predicted model, not a curated record. Gene Ontology annotation, cellular component: proteasome regulatory particle; proteasome complex. The transcript is spliced from 7 exons. Bases 133 to 1107 code for a protein of 324 amino acids. Gene Ontology annotation, biological process: proteasome-mediated ubiquitin-dependent protein catabolic process.
GGAAAAAGGGGACCGCGGCGGAGGCCGAGCCGGAAGAGGAGGAGCCGGGCCUGGAGGAUCCGCGAGAGUCGCUGCGACUGCCGGUGUUUGCGGGUCGCAAGGAGCGGGGCCUGGCGGGCGGGGUGUGUCGCGAUGCCGGAGCUGGCGGUGCAGAAGGUGGUAGUUCACCCCCUGGUGCUGCUCAGUGUGGUGGAUCAUUUCAACCGAAUAGGCAAGGUUGGAAACCAGAAGCGCGUUGUUGGUGUGCUUUUGGGGUCAUGGCAAAAGAAAGUACUCGACGUGUCCAACAGUUUUGCAGUCCCUUUUGAUGAAGAUGACAAAGAUGAUUCUGUCUGGUUUUUAGACCAUGAUUAUUUGGAAAACAUGUACGGAAUGUUUAAGAAGGUCAAUGCCAGAGAAAGAAUAGUUGGGUGGUACCACACAGGCCCUAAACUACACAAGAAUGACAUCGCCAUUAACGAACUCAUGAAAAGAUACUGCCCUAACUCAGUACUGGUCAUCAUUGAUGUGAAGCCAAAGGACCUAGGACUGCCCACAGAAGCAUAUAUUUCAGUGGAAGAGGUCCAUGAUGAUGGAACUCCAACCUCAAAAACAUUUGAGCACGUGACCAGUGAAAUUGGAGCCGAGGAAGCCGAGGAAGUUGGAGUCGAGCACUUGUUACGAGAUAUCAAAGACACUACAGUGGGCACUCUUUCCCAGCGGAUCACAAACCAGGUUCAUGGUUUGAAGGGACUGAACUCCAAGCUUCUGGAUAUCAGGAGCUACCUGGAGAAAGUGGCCACGGGCAAGCUGCCCAUCAACCACCAGAUCAUCUACCAGCUACAGGACGUCUUCAACCUGCUGCCAGAUGUCAGCCUCCAGGAGUUUGUCAAGGCCUUUUACCUGAAGACCAACGACCAGAUGGUAGUGGUGUAUUUGGCCUCGCUGAUCCGUUCCGUGGUCGCCCUGCACAACCUCAUCAACAACAAGAUCGCCAACCGGGAUGCAGAGAAGAAAGAAGGGCAAGAAAAAGAAGAGAGCAAAAAGGAUAGAAAAGAUGACAAAGAGAAAGAGAAAGAGAAGGAAAAGAGUGAUGGAAAGAAAGAAGAGAAAAAGGAGAAAAAAUAAAACAUGUAGCUUUUUAAUUUGUAAAUUAAAAUCUUAUAAACUAAUUCAGUGUGCCACUAGAGGGUUCUUUUUCCUUUAGGUGCUUGUUAAAAAGCUGUACUGCUGAGAGCUCUCUGGCCCGGGGCCCCCUCGCUGUGGCGGGGAAGCGAGUGCACAGAGGCACUGAGCUCCGAGCCGACCAGCAGCUUAGGCUGCCAUGCGUGGGGGAUACGAUAGCUCAGCCUUCAGAUCACGUGAGAAAAGUGAAGAGAGGUAAACAGAACCUUACUGGUACUCUUCACUCUUACCUAUCAAACUGGAAGUUGAAUUUCCCCCAUCUCAGAAGACUCUUGGGGUUGGUUUUUGGCAGUUUGCAGAACUGCAAAAUGGAAUGCAUGAAUUCCGUAAGCCUUAGAACACCCUGAGUUCUGACCCCUCUGAACUCUGUACCCGGAGCUCUGGCACUAUCAGGGCUUGGGAUCCAGCUCCAUAUAUUGUUUACCUUCGAAGACACAAUUAAAUGACUUCGUUUGUAAGUCUGUG